UUGCGAGGGGCGGUCCCCUCCGCGGCGCUCUGCACCAGGCCGGUGGGCUCCGGGACGCCGCCAACGACAUCUGCAAACAAAGGUGAGAGCAUAUCUAGUACUAACCUCGAGGAAGCUUCAAAACCAGCUGAAGACAUGAGGACCUUCAUGUCAAGAAAAACUGUGGUUGCAUUUCCUCAGCGCGUAGUUGUUUCCUCCCUUGAGGAAGAAAACCUCAUUACAGCUGCAACAGAAGGAGGCUUGAGGAAAGAGUUAGUUGAGGAAGAAACUUCAUCUUCAUCCAGCUCAGAUUCUAGCUCAGAUUCUGAGGAAGAAGAUGAUGAUUCAGAAGUUGCCAUUAAAACCAAAGUUGAGUUUCCUAGACGAGAUUCCAUCUUUUCUGAGAACAUAGUGGUAAAGGCAUCAAUGCUAGCAAAAGAGAACUUGUCCCAGAAAUCCCACAAAGAAUAUGUAGCUAAGAAGUCACACAAAACAGAAACCGAUGUGUCUCCUAUCAAGCACAUCGCAUUUUCUAAAACAUCAGUCAACCAUGAAACAUCAAAAUCCAAAGCAAGGGACCCCAAAGUAAAAUCAACUCCAAAAGAAGCAGAUCGGCAGAAGCUGGUCAUAGAACCACACAUGGUUGAAAGCCGAGACCUGACCGAUGUUGCUCAUAAAUCUGAUUAUUUAGAGGAAAAGUCCAUUGGAACCCAACUAGCAGCUAUUCAGCUGAAAGCUUCAUCAGUGACUCAGGAAGACAAAAAGCAAAAACUGGUAUCCAGAGGAGAAGAAAAAAAGGUGAAGGAAGCACAGGAGUCAGAAGCAAAAGUAGUAACUGCUCCUAAACUAGAAGAGAUUUCUGAAAGCACAGUGAUGGUGAUGGGCACUACAGCAAAGGAGGAGACCAUUCAGGAAGCAGGAGUCCAGACUGGAGAAAGAAGCACAACAGAGGAGCCCACAGCAGCUGCUGAGCCUGCUCCAGAAGAAUUCGAUAAUUCUACCUACAAGAACCUUCAGCAUCACGAAUAUAACAUUUAUACCUUUGUUGAUUCUGUGGUGGUUCUCUCAAAAUUCAGGCAGCCUCAACCAUCUUCUGGAAGACCAUCACCAAGGCACUGA
Molecule: messenger RNA, 1098 nt
Organism: Balearica regulorum gibbericeps (East African grey crowned-crane)
Lineage: Eukaryota; Metazoa; Chordata; Aves; Gruiformes; Gruidae
Source: RefSeq, a predicted model, not a curated record